This is a messenger RNA of Cladophialophora psammophila CBS 110553, 954 nucleotides long. RefSeq lists its product as uncharacterized. Bases 1 to 954 code for a protein of 317 amino acids. The record is from RefSeq and is a predicted model, not a curated record. NCBI's taxonomy places the organism in Eukaryota, Fungi, Ascomycota, Eurotiomycetes, Chaetothyriales, Herpotrichiellaceae. The transcript is spliced from 3 exons.
AUGAAAACACCAGUUUACUCCCUGCUGCCACUUCUCCUGUCGUUAUCACAUCUUGCCGCCUCUGUGUCGAUAGACUGCCACCAUAUUCGAGUCGACGGCAAGAAGUUUGACUUAUCAAAGCUCGCGGGCCGGCAUUCCGUCAAUGUCCACGACGCAUCGAGACCACCUGCCGAGUACAACACCACAUGGACGAUUGACCUUUGUGCGCCGCUGAAGAAGCUUGAGGGUAUAAGAGACCAGGAUCAAUGUCCGGGGGGAACACGAGUAUGCGGCGUCGUCCGAUCCUGGAAUCCCGCCGAUGACCCGGAGAAGAAACACAUCGAAGUCGAGAACGUGAUCCCCGUCGCCGGGAACUUCGAAUCCAGCACAGGCGCCAGUCUGGACCCCAAAGUGUCACGGUUGAAAGCGCAGGAUUCGAACUCGGAUGGCCUACAGAUCGAGUUGAACGGCGGCAAUUACAAUAACAUGAAGCAAAAAGCGGUAGUACAGUUAACGUGCGACAAGGACCGGACGGGCAAUGAAGAGAAGAGGAAAAGGAGUCUGAAGCGCGAUGGUGAGGACACUGACAAAGACAAGGACAAGGAGGAGCAACCGAGCACGUCCAGCUUGACAUUUGUGAGCUACGGCAAGGUCGAGGGAAAGGAUAAGAUUGAGGUUUUGAGACUCAAUUGGCGGACAAAGUACGCUUGCGAGGACUAUGCCGACAGCGACGAGGCGAGGAAGAGCGGUUGGGGUUUCUUUACUUGGUUUGUUCUGAUCGCCUUCUUGGGCAUCGCCGCCUACCUCAUCUUCGGCUCCUGGCUCAACUACAACCGCUACGGUGCCCGUGGCUGGGACCUGCUGCCGCACGGAGAUACGAUCCGCGACAUCCCCUACCUCUUUAAAGAUUGGUCGAGGAAAGUCAUCGACACCGUAUCGGGAGGAGGCACCAGAGGCGGCUAUAGCGCUGUAUAA